AUGCCGAGCCAGCCGGGAGCCGAGUUGGAGCCAAAAGUGGAGCCGUCGGAUCCCUCAGAACUGACCCAUUUGGAAGUCGACCUCCUGGCUGUGGACUUGAUGAAAGGAAUGACCACUUAUCGACGUCCCAACUCAUGUUGACUUCGUAGAUUUUAUUUUUCUCUUUCCACGUGAGUUCGACAUUGAGCUUUUUGCAUUCUCAUUCUCAUCGCUUUUUCACGUCACGUAAAAUUUUUAAACUCUGGAGAGCCUUCUAGAAGGGAUAUAUAAGGCGCAGUCGUCGCGUCUAGCUACAAAUACAAGCCAAGGUCCAACUUGUACGUUCGUGUACUACGAGUGGCUGCUGGGCAACGACAAGGGCCCUGCGGUCGCCAAAAUCUGCAGAUCGUGCAAGGAAGACGCAGUGUCCCAACGUACAGUCAGGCGUUGGUUCAAUCGUUUCGAGAGCGGCGACACGAGCCUUGAUGACAGGGAGCUCAACGGGAGGCCUUCUAUGAUGACGAAUUCCGUCACAAUUGACUCAACUUACUCGGCUACUGGCCUGUUGGAUCCCCACCGUCUGACGGACAAAAACAAGCAGAGCCGCAUCGCUGUCUGCCAGUUCCUCCUCCUUCAUCCGCACGCGAGGAGUUUCUCGAGGACCUGGUCACUGGGGAUGAGACCUGGGUCCUCUACGACAACGUCGCCCGCCAUGCCGUCUGGAUCCCGCGCGAAGAAGAGCCGCCGACAACGCCGAAAGCCGACCUGCUCCCGCUGAAGAUCAUGCUCUACUGUUGGUGGGCCGCCAAGAGCUGCUAUAAUUCGAGCUGCUGCUGCUAGCCAGGACGGUCACCAUCUUCAUCUACACCGAUCAGCUCGAGAAACUAGCCCACAUCAAGUGA
Messenger RNA from Caenorhabditis auriculariae, 881 nucleotides. The record is from the annotation of a GenBank genome assembly. Lineage: Eukaryota; Metazoa; Nematoda; Chromadorea; Rhabditida; Rhabditidae.